AAAGAAACAAAAACACCCCAAAUUUCGCUGUAAUAUUCUCCUGGUAUUUAAUUAGUAUUUGGUUAUCAAAAUGGCUUCCUCUGUUUCAUUCUACGAGGUUCUUGGGAUUCCGGCGAGUGCCAACAGCCACGAAAUCAAGGCAGCGUAUAGGAGGCUGGCGAGAAUCUGUCAUCCGGAUGUUGUUUCAACAACUCAGAAGCAAUUUUCGGCUAAUGAAUUCAUCCAACUCCAUUCGGCGUAUUCUACUUUGUCGGACCCGGACAAACGUGCUGAUUAUGACAGGGAUCUUUAUGGUCGGAGAAGAUCUUCUCUCACGGCGGCUACAAUGGCUGCAGUUGCUUCAUCUAUGGCUGCCGGCCACCGUUCUGGUUAUAGUUGUGGGAAGUGGGAGACAGAUCAAUGUUGGUAGAGAUGGUCAUUACAAUGUAAUUGGGAAGUAUUAGAAGAUUCAAUUUAGACUACGAGCCCUCUGGUUUCUUUCAUUAUUUCCUUUUCUAUAGUACUUUGUUAAUUUGUACAUGAAAUCUCCUCCGUCGUUUAUAUUUAGAGACUAAUUAAAAUGUUACUGUAUUUUAUGCAAUUAGACUAAUUAGAGCCUCACGACUCUCAUCCUGUUCUUGAAAAAAGAGAAGAGAACGGUUUGCAGUUUAAAUUAUAUUAAAUUAAAUAAUUUUUG
Rubroshorea leprosula is the source of this 676-nucleotide messenger RNA. NCBI's taxonomy places the organism in Eukaryota, Viridiplantae, Streptophyta, Magnoliopsida, Malvales, Dipterocarpaceae. The record is from the annotation of a GenBank genome assembly.